AUGGAUAUUGCAGAUCUCGGUGGCUCUAUCGCCAAGUGGUAUGAUGAAACUCGCAAAGACACGAAAGAUUUUCGAUCUGCACAAAAGGCAUACCAUGAGGGUGUUUUAACGGCACUCAACGACUAUCUCCCGCGAAACCUCUCAUUCGAGCAAGAUAUCGAGAACGCGUUCCUGGGGAUUGAGUGUACAUUUGAACAAUCUCUUGGGGUUUUCCAUCACGGCUUGCCGACGAAAUUGUUUGCAAGAGCUCUUAUGUGGACAAGCCGUGAUUACCUACACCUUACAAAUUCGGAGCGAGAUCACUUCCGUCUUGAACGACGUCCUGGCUUUCCCAGUUGGUCCUGGUCAGGGUGGAGUUUUGGGAAGUUUUGGGGACGAGCUACCAUUGGAAAUGACGUCGGACUUGUGUUGCACUGGUGUCCGUUGAUAUAUAUCUGGGGUUUCAAUGACUCAAUGGACAUGAUUCAACUCUCCAACGAUUAUAACGAAGCCGAAGGCGCGGAAGGCUAUACGGAGUUAUUAGACGGUUUUGCUUCUCUAGUUUACCGCAUCCGUCCCGUCCCAGACGAUCGGUAUCCUCCAACCUUGCCGACCUUGGAUCAUGGAGCAGCUUUAUCACAACACGAUAUCAUUUUCUGGGCAAGCUGUGCAGUCUUUGAGAUAUCGCACGAGCCAAAAUAUCCACUCAAUAGGCAGGGGUUUGGCACUUACGUGAUACGCUUUAGUACGAACAAGGCUGGACAUGAAAACCUUAUUGUUUUGAAAGGGGAUUUCCGACUGGGAAUGCAUGGUGGACUCGAAUUCGUUGCUGUUGCAACAUGUCUCAAUGGAGACUUGGAUUGUAUCGCUAUUCAGUGGUUACGUGGCAAAGCUUACCGCAUUGGGGUUCCGUAUUCACGCAUCCCUGUGAGACAGUGGAUCGAUGCCAAACCGACACGCAAGUUGGUUGUAAUGGGAUGA
Parastagonospora nodorum SN15 is the source of this 960-nucleotide messenger RNA. RefSeq lists its product as hypothetical. The transcript has a single exon. NCBI's taxonomy places the organism in Eukaryota, Fungi, Ascomycota, Dothideomycetes, Pleosporales, Phaeosphaeriaceae. The record is from RefSeq and is a predicted model, not a curated record. The coding region runs from base 1 to 960 and encodes 319 amino acids.